CGCGCGCCACCCGGAAGUCUCGCGAGAGCCAGCGGAGGCUGCCCUUGGUGGCGCAGAGCCGGAGGGGUCCUCCGUGCGGGGCGCGGGGUGCGCGGCCAUGGCGCGAAGGCUUUUUCAACAUUACAGUGACAUCCCCGAAGGCACCGAGUGCCACCGCAAAGCCUACGUCAGCACCGGUAUCGGCGGCGCCGUCGGCCUGACCGUCUCUGCUUACAGUAUCGCACUCAACCCCGCGGACUCCAUCCUCGAGGGAGUGGCCAGGGUGGGACGAUACACGUUUACUGCAGCUGCCAUCGGAGCCAUGUUUGGCCUCACAUCCUGCGUCAGCGCCCAGGUCCGUGAGAAGCCCGAUGACCCCCUGAAUUAUUUCAUUGGUGGCUGCGCCGGAGGACUGACGCUGGGAGCACGCACUCACAGCUAUGGGGUCGCCGCCACCAGCUGCGUGUACAUGGGCGCCGCUGCCGCUUUGUUCAAGAUGGGCCAGCUGGAGGGCUGGGAGCUGUUCGCGAAACCCAAGGUGUGAGCCCUGCCCUCCGCCGGGAUCUCAGCAGGCCAAAAUGCAUCUAGAAAUAAAUUCUGUGUCUAUGUGUG
Molecule: messenger RNA, 591 nt
Organism: Galeopterus variegatus (Sunda flying lemur)
Lineage: Eukaryota; Metazoa; Chordata; Mammalia; Dermoptera; Cynocephalidae
Gene: NDUFA11
Product: NADH dehydrogenase (ubiquinone) 1 alpha subcomplex, 11, 14.7kDa
Exons: 4
Coding region: 98-523 (141 amino acids)
Biological process (GO): mitochondrial respiratory chain complex I assembly
Source: RefSeq, a predicted model, not a curated record